AUGAUGUCUGCGGACUUCGUUGCAGCGGCGGUUCUGAUUUCGUUCGGGGCGGUACUCGGCAAAACCAGUCCUCUUCAGCUGUUGGUGAUGACACUGAUUGAGGUAGUGCUGCAACAGCUGAAUGAGUAUAUUGGAGUACACGAACUGAAAGUGUCGGACGUGGGAGAGUCUAUGUUUGUGCAUGCUUUUGGGGCGUACUUCGGUCUGGCCGUCGCUCGUGUCUUGUACUCUGACAAAGUGGAAGAGUCCAAUAAAGAGGGCUCGAUAUACCACUCUGAUUUGUUUUCCAUGAUUGGUACUAUAUUUCUAUGGAUAUUCUGGCCGAGUUUUAACGGGGGUGCGGCGACGGGGGACGAGCAGCACAGGGCGGUUAUCAACACGUUAUUCUCACUUACGGCCUGCACGUUCAUCACGUUCGCAGUAUCCUCCAUUCUCCACAAGAGAGGCAAGUUUGAAAUGGUACACAUCCAGAAUGCUACGCUCGCCGGUGGUGUUGCUGUCGGCACAUGCGCAAACAUGCCCAUGGGACUCUGGGGUGCGCUGGUCAUUGGGACUGUGGCGGGAAUACUGUCAACAGUAGGAUUCAAAUAUCUAACGCCUUUUCUUGCGUCGAAGGCCAAACUUCACGACACUUGUGGGGUAAACAAUUUGCACGGCAUGCCGGGAAUUCUGGCGGGUCUUGCCGGGGCUGUCAUGGCCGCCCUAGCAACGGCAGAUGACUAUGGUCCCAGUUUGCAAGAGAUCUUUCCAGCUAGGGGGGAGGAAAGCAAGAACGGAACCGCGAGCUCGGGAAGAUCGGCCUCCGUUCAGGGUGGAUAUCAGAUGCUCGCCUUGAUCAUCACGUUGGCUAUAGCCAUAGUUGGAGGAGCGCUGACAGGUCUGAUUCUCAAGCUGUCUGUGUUCGACGGUCCUGACGACGACGACCUCUUUGACGACGGCAAACACUGGGAAGUGGCCGAUGACGGCUUCGAUGGGUGCGACAAACAGCCCAUCAACGACGCCAACAACAUGACGAACAUGUGA
This is a messenger RNA of Gigantopelta aegis, 1023 nucleotides long. Its product is annotated as ammonium transporter Rh type B-like. Lineage: Eukaryota; Metazoa; Mollusca; Gastropoda; Neomphalida; Peltospiridae. Gene Ontology annotation, biological process: ammonium homeostasis; ammonium transmembrane transport. Gene Ontology annotation, molecular function: ammonium channel activity. The record is from RefSeq and is a predicted model, not a curated record. The coding region runs from base 1 to 1023 and encodes 340 amino acids. Gene Ontology annotation, cellular component: plasma membrane. The transcript has 7 exons.